Messenger RNA from Cucurbitaria berberidis CBS 394.84, 1926 nucleotides. RefSeq lists its product as uncharacterized. NCBI's taxonomy places the organism in Eukaryota, Fungi, Ascomycota, Dothideomycetes, Pleosporales, Cucurbitariaceae. The record is from RefSeq and is a predicted model, not a curated record. Gene Ontology annotation, molecular function: G-protein alpha-subunit binding; guanyl-nucleotide exchange factor activity. Gene Ontology annotation, cellular component: cytoplasm. The transcript is spliced from 6 exons. Gene Ontology annotation, biological process: G protein-coupled receptor signaling pathway. Bases 67 to 1482 code for a protein of 471 amino acids.
AGACAGUACACCGCUGCCUUCUUCAGUACACCAUUGACUCUUUUUUUUCGAGUCUCCUCUAGUGCAAUGUCCUCACAAAAGGCUAGCAAGGCGAAACUUGACCAUGUGAAUAGCAUUCUCUCCGAAUUGAAGGCUGACCUCGACGCUCCCAAGCUCUCUAUCCAACAGAGACAGCACCUGCUCGAGCAGCUCAAGGUCUACGGUCGCUCGGUCGACAACUCGGACCCGAUCUUCACACAAGAUGGCCUUCGCACACUUGGCCGCUGUGCAUUCGACGGUGAGACCACCCCAGCAUCGCAAGAGGCGCUUCGAUGUAUAGCCAAUGCCCUACUAUUGGUACCCAAGACGCGCCAGAUACUGGUUGACCUGGGACAUGGCCCACAUGCAGCCGACAAGCUGAAGGGCGACAGUGCUGAUGACGAGUUCCUCUCCUCGCGCGUCCUCUUCCUCAUGACCUACGACGCGAACCUGGACUACACGAAGCUCGUCCACGAAAACCAACUAGCAGACAGCAUCAACGCUGCAAUAAGAAGGCAUGCAAAGCGCUACUCGCGGUCAGCGCGGCAAUGGUCGCAGGAACACACCAAUCCAAUGGAGCUCAUGGCUCUCUCAGAGACGCUCAAGCUCCUCUUCAAUAUCACACAUUUCCAUCCCGAGCUCGCCGAGAUCUUCUCCAAGUCAAUACCAAACAUAUUCAAGAUUCUAGUUCGAAGAGGCAUUCCUAAGCCGCCGCUGACUGCGCCCAUCAACUACUUGAUCAACGCGCUGCUGAAUCUAGAUCUGGAAGAUACAAAGGGGCAACAACUCAAAUACCUAGGCCAGAACGCUGUUUUUCCCAGGUUUGAUCAGAAGUGCAACGCCGAGCACCUCAUUAGCAUUCUCGACCAAUCCAUCAUUUCUUACUCCGAGUCAGAACUUGACAACACAAUAGCGCCAGUCCUAACCCUCAUCCGCCGUAUCUAUGAGAUAGCACCAGCCAGCGUCCAAAAGGCCAUGGAGAAGCUCAUCCUUCCCACAAAUGAGGAACGAGACAAGCCUAUCGGAAAGUCCGAUACACUCUCCUCUCGCCUCCUCAACCUCUCUACAUCAGCCCUGACACCGAAUCUCCGCGGCUCAAUAUCGGCUAUGAUGUUUGAACUUUCCAGCAAGGAUGCAAGUACGUUCGUGCAGAACGUGGGCUACGGCUUUGCGUCUGGGUUCUUGAUGUCGAAUAACAUCGCCAUGCCGGAGGAGGUUAUACAGGCGAAUGCCACAAGCUCUAACCAGAGUAUACCCGUGAACCCUAUUACGGGUCAGAGAUUGGACAGAGAGGAUCCCGCCCAAGAAAAGCCGAUGACGCAGGAAGAAAAGGAGAGGGAAGCGGAGAGGUUGUUUGUGCUUUUUGAACGACUCAAAGCUACCGGUGUGGUAGACGUGAAGAACCCAGUUGAAGAAGCUUAUCAAUCAGGCCGUAUCGAAGAGCUACCUGAUGACUCGGACUAAGCUACAUACUCUCUGACAACUCUCCCCGUUUAUGUUUUUGCACCCAGCAUACGUACGGUAUUGGCGCGGGCGUUGUUUGGUUCUCAAGCGGGUAUGCAUUACAGGCAAAUUGACGGAGAUUAACGUAGUCGCCAGCAUACUUUACCUACAAUCUCUCGCCUUUUAAAUGAGUAGAUAUGAAACAACUCAUCAAGGAAUUGGAUGAUAUUGAAUUUCAUUUUCGUAAAGUAUGUAAAGAAUUGAGAUCAUACCCGCUCCCAAUUCUACUCAGCAGGGGAAGUCAGCAAAUGAAAACGCAGAAUCCGGUUCUAUCCCAUAAUGCCUCCUGAGUACCUUCCUGAACCCUUGUGCGCCAACUCCAAAAAAUUAAUGAUCCGCUCCAACGCCGUGGAAAUAUCACCGAAGACAGACUGACACCCCGGGAAGGAGGUAGGUAGAUAAGGG